GAUAACUUAUCUGGUGUUGUCCUACCAAUUCUGACAGAAACACCAAUAUUGCUGCAGAUACUGAAAAUGGCUCUCCAAUCAAAAAAUCAGAAAAAUGAAUUGAGCGGACCAAAGAUGGAGUGGCCGCACGAAUGUGCAGGCAACUUCAUCUUGAUAAUGGAACUUAGGAAGAAGAUCUUCACCUUCAGAGACAUCAUUGACCUGCCACCUUGUGAUGGCACUGAAAGCAUAAAUGAAUUAGUUUCAAGAACAAUGAUAGAUCUGCACAAUUUUCAUCCUGAUAGCAUAUCGAGAAGCCAACUGUCAGAAAUUAGAGGAGCAUCUAUCGACAAGGUUCUAUUUUGCUAUUGUGAGGCUUUGAUAUCCAUUGGAGAUUCGUGGAUGGUGAAUCAAUCAUGGAUAGAAGAAGUGACAUCUGAUAAGUUUAGCAAUAUUGAAAACCUCACUUCAGAAAAACUUGUUGAAAUGACACUGGUAAUACUCAAUUGCCUAAUAAACAUAGCAAAAGAGAAGUUUGAUAUUAUGGACGAAGAUGAGCAGUGGGAACAUACUAUACCUGCUAGUGCAUUUGGAAAAGUUUUGAUGGCCUCCUAUUCAGAAAUCAACACCUCCUACGGCACUUCUCCUGUCACCCCAACAUCUGUUCUGCCCUCACAGUUUAUGGGUUCUCUGACUUCAGAUGAAUUUGGAAAUAUUUCGUGUUCAUCACCUCUUCUCCGGUCUUUGAGAGUUCAAGCUGUGGGGAAAUUGAACCCAGUUGAUAUGAAACGCCUCUCGUUCCACAUGCCUCCAAAUAUGGGAGGUCGAGGCUACAGAACUUCGAACCUAAAGAAAAAUGAGGAUGAUGAGAUAAUGGAAGAUGUAGAAGCUGAGAGUAAAUCCUUGAACCAAAGGAACAACGUAGAUGAAGAAAUGGUAUUUGAAAUAGAAGCAGGUGACAAUUCUGAGGGAACAGAAGUUGCAAAAGUCAACAAUGAAAGCGAUUGCUGUAUGGAAAAUAGCACACCAGAGAUUGAAAUGGCUGAGGCAACUCUGACCCCUGAAGCCAGAGAAUUUUUAAAUACACCAGAUAUAUUGUCACACUAUGUAGAAUCAGCUCCGCCACCCACUUCCACACUGAUAUCACCCAUGUCAUGGGCUGAUGUAGGAGCACCAUUGCCACGAUGUGAUCCACUGCCAGCACCUAUGCUGCAACCAAAUAGAGCAGCCCUACCUCCUCCACCACUAUUUGUGCAGCAACCAAAUGUGAAGCGGCAACUACCACCAUCCCCACUAUCACUGCCUCCACCCAUGUUGCAGCACAAUAUAGCAAAAGCAGUUGCCGAGCUGUCACAAUUGCCUUUGCAAAUACUCUUGCCACUACUGCUGCCACCACCACCCAUGUCACUGCCUAAUGUAGCAGCACAAGUAGGUGCUCUAAAGGUCCUGCCACCACCAACACACACCCCUAUGCAAUCAGAAACAUUAACAGGAGUACUACCACUGCCACCACCACCACCUCCAUCAUCCACGAUUUCUUCAAAUGGAUCAAUGUCAUUGAUGCCUGCACCACCCUCAGCACAAGCAAAGAGAGCUGCUCCACCACCACCUCCACCUGGUGCCACAAGAUCCUUAUGCCCAAAGAAGGCACAGACAAAACUGAGGAGAUCAAAACAAAUGGGUAAUUUGUAUCAUAUUCUCAAAAGAAAGGUGGAAGGAGGAAAUCCAAAUAUUAGGUCAGCCGUACGAAGAAAGGGUUCACCUCCAUCCUGCAGUGGUGGAAAACAAGGAUUGGCUGAUGCACUAGCAGAGAUGACAAAGAGAUCAGCUUAUUUCCGACAAAUUGAAGAAGAUAUUCAAAAGUAUUCAAAGGCUAUCACGGAGCUGAAGACUGCUAUCAUUAGUUUCAAAAAUAAGGACAUGGCUGAGCUUAUAAAGUUCCACAAACAAGUUGAAUCUGUCCUUGAACAUUUAACUGAUGAAACACAGGUGCUUGCAAGGUUUGACGGUUUCCCAGAAAAAAAGUUGGAAGCAUUAAGGACAGCAGCUGGACUACACUCAAAGCUGAAUAGAAUAGUACAUGAACUUCAGAAUUGGGAGAUUGUGGCUCCCUUGGGGCAACUCCUUGAAAAGACAGAACGUUAUUUCAGCAAGAUCAAAGGAGAAAUGGACACCUUGGAGAGAACCAAAGAUGAGGAAUCCAAGAACUUUCAAAGUCAUAAUAUCCACUUUAACUUCCAUAUCCUUGUGCAAAUCAAGGAAUCACUGGUGGAUGUUUCUUCCAACUGCAUGGAACUUGCACUGAAGGAGAAGAGAGAAGCAAGAACAGCAAACCGUAAUAAAACUAAUGGUAAAAUGUUAUGGAGAGCUUUUCAAUUCGCAUUCCGAGUUUAUUCCUUUGCUGGUGGACAUGAUGAUCGUGCAGACAAGUUGACAAGGGAAUUGGCUCAUGAAAUAGAGACUGAUCCCCAUCACAAGUAAUUACUUGAAAAACAUACAUAACCCUUCAAAGAAAACAAAAAAAAAAUGUACAUAUAUGUUUGUAGAUUAAAAAGAAAAAGGAAAGAAAACCCCAUUG
This is a messenger RNA of Manihot esculenta (cassava), 2557 nucleotides long. RefSeq lists its product as uncharacterized. The transcript is spliced from 8 exons. Gene Ontology annotation, cellular component: chloroplast outer membrane. Gene Ontology annotation, biological process: chloroplast organization. The record is from RefSeq and is a predicted model, not a curated record. The coding region runs from base 67 to 2460 and encodes 797 amino acids. NCBI's taxonomy places the organism in Eukaryota, Viridiplantae, Streptophyta, Magnoliopsida, Malpighiales, Euphorbiaceae.